AUGGCCAAUUCCAUCACCACAGACAAACCGCACUGGACUGCUCUAGCCGCAGAGAAGAAGCAAAGGCAGUUAGAAUCCAUUCCACACGAGUGGAUUGUGACACCGCCUUCGGACUCUACUCUGGACGUAUCUGCUUUUCCAGAGACAUGCGGCCUUUUGAACGCGAGAGAGAUUGAGAUCACCAAUACUUCAGUAGAUGUUUUGUUGGAGAAACUUGCAUGUGCUGCAUGGACAGCCGUAGACGUGACCACCGCGUUCUACAAGAGGGCCAUUAUUGCCCAUCAACUUGUCAAUUGCUUGACGGAAAUUUUUGUUGAUCGUGCAUUGGCCCGAGCAGCAGAACUCGAUGAUCACUUGAAGGCCACAGGACAGGUCGUUGGGCCUCUUCACGGGUUGCCAAUCUCCUUCAAGGACCAGCUAUGCAUCAAGGGACUGGAAACCACUAUAGGGUAUGCUUCGUGGGUUGGGCAGUAUGCGGACGAAAACGCAGUGUUGAUCGACAUUCUGAUUGAAUGCGGAGCUGUACCAUUUGUCCGCACUAACGUUCCGCAAACACUUGCGUGGCCGGAAACCUUCAACCAUGUCUUCGGCCGGACGACAAACCCAUACAACCGCUCUCUGACCUCGGGUGGGUCAUCAGGAGGAGAGGGUGCAUUAGUUGCUCUCAAAGGAAGCCCUUUGGGAGUUGGUUGCGAUCUCGGAGGCUCUGUUCGUAUUCCCUCUGCGUUCUGCGGCUUAUACGGCCUUAGAGCUUCAUACGGGCGUCUACCGUACUAUGGUGUCCGCGGCACACUUGACGGCCAAGAUUCGGUUCUCCCCGUGUUAGGUCCCAUGGCAAAUAGCGUCGUCGCUAUCAAGGUUUUCAUGAAAGCUGUGAUUAACACUAAACCAUGGCUCAAUGACCCUCUUGCGGUUCGGAAGAAAUGGGACGAAGACGAGUACAAUCUUGUGGACCACGGGUCUGGCAAGAAGUUGUGCUUUGCAAUCAUGUGGGAUGAUGGCGUCGUUGUCCCCCACCCACCUAUCAGGAGGUCUCUGGAAAUCACCAAAGCGGCUCUUCAGAAUGCAGGCCACAAAGUUGUUGACUGGAAACCUAUCAAGCACAAAUUACUUGGAGAUAUCACGCGUGACAUCUGGAACGCUGGUUCCGCUGAGGAAUACAUGAUCACGACCUCUGCUACAGGGGAGCCACUAAUUACAUCAAUGGGAUUAGACGCCACAAAUGUCACAGUAGCAUCCUUCCGUCCGCAGAACGACGGUAUGACAGCAUACCAACUCUGGCAAUUGCAGAAGUUGCGUCAAACAAUCCGGAAAGAAUAUCUAGACCACUGGAAAGCAACUGCAUCAGAGACUGGGACAGGACGGCCUGUCGACGCUAUUAUCUGUCCAGCCGCCCCGUUUGUGGCAACUCCCCAUGGGAAGAACAGGUACGUUGACUACACGGCCGUUUGGAACGCGCUCGACUAUGCUGCCGCCAUUUUCCCUGUGACCACUGUCGACUCCACUUUCGAUGGGAAGGCGCCUCCUCACGCUUUCUACAACGACUUCGAUAAGGAUGUUUACGAAAUGUACGAUCCGGAGAAAUUCAGGAACGCUCCUGUUUGUUUGCAACUUGUCGGUCGGACUCUGGAAGAAGAGGCGGUCAUAAGGAUGACAGAAAUAGUUGGCGCGGCGCUAUUAGCUGCCAAAUAG
This is a messenger RNA of Suillus fuscotomentosus, 1692 nucleotides long. Its product is annotated as general amidase. The transcript has 9 exons. Lineage: Eukaryota; Fungi; Basidiomycota; Agaricomycetes; Boletales; Suillaceae. The coding region runs from base 1 to 1692 and encodes 563 amino acids. The record is from RefSeq and is a predicted model, not a curated record.